UCCAGGUCUCGCUCGUCCGGAGAACGACGCGACGACUCGUUGCUAUGGGCGUGACCUCGAGACUCCUCCAGAUGGCGUUGCAGAUGGCAGUACUUGCGCAUUCGUCGUCUGUCACUGCUGGAACGCUGGCCGGCGUGGUGGGCGGGAGGCUGAGAGUGAGCGCCUCCGUCAGACUCGCCGCCGAGAGUGUGGAGGGGUUGCUGGACACUACCCUUAGCGGCCACACCGUCUUCGUGUAUUCUUCUCUCGACGAGAGGGAUUUGGAUUUCCUUGCGGCAACUUUGCGCCAGAAAACAUCUUCACUGUCAGUCUUCAACCGAAGAGAAUGGGACAAGCUGUUCUGGGCUCCCGUCAUAGAAAACGGAGGUUUUCGCCCCAAGACCAAUAAUUUAGUCAUAUUCGGAGUGACAGAUUUUAUGUACAUGAGACAGCUGAUAUGUCAAGUUCAUAUAUUUAUCAUAUCAGUUUGUUUUGAAUCACUGGACGUAAUAUUACAUGCGUCAAAAAUCAUAUGAACGUAUAAAAAAUUGUGAACUGUACAGGCCAGCACAGCUCAAUAUGUGAUAUAAAAAUAUAGAUUAAGCAUUAAACCGUUUAAGUUAAAACGAAUAAUUUAUAACUGACUGUAUUUGCAAUUACUGAUAUAUAGAAAAUAUAGACUUUUUUUAUCAUGGUAACUUAUUAUUCUUUGCCAUCUGUGAAAACCAAUGAACUGUUCCUUUGGGUAGCCAAAAUCUGGUAGGCAAAACACACAUGUAGCGGAAGUAUGUGCCAAGUUAAAGUGGAGCGGCAAACUAAUCCUUAUUUCCAAGCUUAUACGUAUAAUACCUGCUUCCUCAUAUCUUUUAAAAAUAAAGCCGUUUCGGAAAUAAAUUAAAUAUCAGUUAGAAAUCCUAUCUUCUAAGCUUAAACAUACAUCAUUCAAUGUUCAUUAGCCUUAAACAAUGAAAGGUAUGAUUCUCCACUUUGCUAACUUGCAGUUUUAUAUAAAACGAGUAACAUAAUUGGACCGAUUUAGAAAUAGUUUUCACUUUUUCUGUCCAUAAAGACAGAUCAAAGUAAAACAAUAAAUAUGACAAGGUCUCUUAUAUAUCACUUUACCCAUUUCAUCGUUUUCUCUAGAUUACACUUUUUCAUUUCAUUAUUAUUACUAUUAUUUUAAUUGCACCGUUUCCCAACCUUUUAUUGGUCGCGGUCCUGAGCAAGUUCAUACUAUUAAAUCAUUAGUUUUUUUUCUUUUACUAUGCGACACUCAAGGCAGAAACAUAUUGUCAGCUACAAGAAUGUGUAGAAAAUGCUUCGUUAAUUGACUAGACUUCAGCCAAACACUAAUUGUAAUGUACAUAGACCAGGCGUGAACGGACGCGAGCGAAGUCGAGAAUUUUCAUACAUUUUAUUGAUGCUUUGGCAUUUACUUGUAAUAAUCUCGCUGAAGCUUAAUAUUCCGAAAACUGUGAUGGAAGUGCAUAUACAUGCAGUUCUUACUUUAUUAUUAUUUAUUAUUAUUAUUAUUAUUAUUAUUUUUUAAAACCAUCCACGACCCACAGGUAAAUCCUCGCGAC
This is a messenger RNA of Penaeus chinensis, 1562 nucleotides long. RefSeq lists its product as uncharacterized. The transcript is spliced from 3 exons. The record is from RefSeq and is a predicted model, not a curated record. Bases 45 to 515 code for a protein of 156 amino acids. NCBI's taxonomy places the organism in Eukaryota, Metazoa, Arthropoda, Malacostraca, Decapoda, Penaeidae.